AUGCAUGAGGCGCUGUCAGUCGCCCGGUACCGGGUUAGUCUGAUUCUGUCUCCUCCCGCUCUUCAUGUCCCCCUAAACAAACAAGCGCCUCCUGAGCGGCGCCUUGUCAUCUCACCGACUCCUGGCGCCCGAAGAGGCCGUGGGGGGCGGGAUCAAGGAGCCAGGGCGCCACGGAACCACUGCGGCGAGACGGUGAAGGACGGUGGAGCUACCAGACCUCAGCCCGGCUUCAAGAUGGAGGAUCAGGAGUUGUUUCCAUGA
Messenger RNA from Knipowitschia caucasica, 261 nucleotides. NCBI's taxonomy places the organism in Eukaryota, Metazoa, Chordata, Actinopteri, Gobiiformes, Gobiidae. The record is from the annotation of a GenBank genome assembly.